Messenger RNA from Thamnophis sirtalis, 1960 nucleotides. RefSeq names its product annexin A7 (gene ANXA7). Gene Ontology annotation, molecular function: calcium ion binding; phosphatidylserine binding; calcium-dependent phospholipid binding. The record is from RefSeq and is a predicted model, not a curated record. NCBI's taxonomy places the organism in Eukaryota, Metazoa, Chordata, Lepidosauria, Squamata, Natricidae. Gene Ontology annotation, cellular component: plasma membrane; vesicle membrane; nucleus.
GGCGAAAACAGAUCAGGAAAGGGGCGGAACAGGCUCGCCUCUCCCCGUCUCCAUUUUGCUCUUCGUUCUGAGCGUCGGUGGUCGGAGGGGACGCCGAGUUUCUUAGCCACAUUCCAGAAUGUCAUACCCAGGAUAUCCUCCAUCAGGCUACCCAUCUUUUCCUGGUUAUCCUCCUACCGGACAGGAGUCUGUUUAUCCACCUGCUAGCCAGUAUUCUUACCCUGGGGUGCCUGGAGGCUUCCCACCUGUGGGAGGCAGUGAAUAUAAUGUAGCUCCACCAACUGGGGAAUUCCCAGGGAAUGCAGGCUACCCAACCGCACCUGGUGGGUAUCCUCCUGCAUCCAUUGGAUACCCUGGACUACCUCAGCCUGGUGGCAUGCCAACGUAUCCUGGAGGUGCUGGUUUUGGAGUACCCCCCUCUGGCUCUGGUUUUGGCUAUCCACAGCUUCAAUCCCAAACUUAUGGUGGAGGUGGUAUACCAGCUGGGUAUCCUGGUGGACAAACACCAUCAACACCACUGCAGCCUGCAGCAUUAACUCAGACCAUGCAAGGCACAAUUCGACCAGCUCCUAACUUUGAUGCAGGGAGAGAUGCAGAAAUUUUGCGCAAGGCUAUGAAAGGAUUUGGUACGGAUGAGCAAGCAAUCGUUGAUGUUGUUGCCAACCGUUCAAGUAAUCAGAGGCAACAAAUUAAAUCUGCUUUCAAGACUAUGUAUGGCAAGGAUUUAAUUAAAGACCUGAAGUCAGAGCUAAGUGGAAAUAUGGAAGAACUGAUCCUUGCAUUGUUCAUGCCACGUACCUAUUAUGAUGCCUGGAGUUUAAGGCAUGCAAUGAAGGGUGCAGGUACCCAAGAAAAUGUAUUGAUUGAAAUUCUUUGUACAAGAACAAAUCAGGAGAUUCAAGAAAUAGUCAAAUGUUACAAGAAUGAAUUUGGAAGAGAUAUUGAGCAUGAUAUUCGGGCUGAUACCUCUGGUCAUUUUGAACGAUUACUUGUAUCUAUGUGUCAGGGUAAUCGGGACGAGAAUCAAACUGUAGAUUAUCAAAAAGCUCAGCAGGAUGCGCAACGACUUUACCAAGCUGGGGAAGGAAAACUGGGAACAGAUGAGUCUUGCUUCAACAUGAUCCUCGCAACCAGAAGCUUCCCCCAGCUGAAAGCCACUGUGGAAACUUAUUCACAGAUAGCUAACCGUGAUUUAUUAAGCAGCAUUGGCCGGGAAUUUUCAGGAAAUGUAGAGCGUGGCUUGAAGGCUAUUUUACAAUGUGCUCUAAAUCGCCCAGCCUUUUUUGCAGAAAGACUUCAUCAUGCCAUGAAAGGAGCUGGCACAGAUGAUUCUACCCUGGUUAGAAUUAUUGUAACUCGUAGUGAGAUUGAUCUUGUACAGAUCAAACAGCUGUUCACACAGAUGUACCAGAAGACUUUGGCCACUAUGAUUUCAAGUGACACAAGUGGGGAUUACAGACGGUUGCUCUUGGCCAUUGUGGGUCAGUAGGAAGCACUCUCAGAAAGUAAAACAAGAGCUGCAAACAGCCGACGAUCACUACCAGCUAUCAAGAGCGUAUAAAAAUAUAAAUUAUCCUAGACAAUUAAGUAUGCAUCAGGUUCUUUUAUUUUUCACAUAUAAUUGCUUUAAUUUAGCUCAUCAUGUACUUUACAAUAAACCUGCUGCCUAAAUGUGCCUGUUCUGUAUUGUCACAAAGGCUGUUACUUAUUUCAUACUCCUGUGUGCAUUGCAUAAUGUUGUUUACUCUGAGAAAGGAAAUGAUAAGAGCUACACUCAGACAAUGUAAGCAUGUUCAGUUUUUGAAAUUGUCCAUAAAUUUUGAAAUUAUGACAUUGUGCAUCUUUAUUAUGUCUUGUAAAAACCCAAACAGAGUAUAUUUCCCAUGAAAAGCAGUUUUAUAAUUUUUCAAAAUACUAUUGUAAAAAUUUCAAUAUUCCAAUUUUAUUUAGAACCUUGGUC